This is a messenger RNA of Branchiostoma floridae (Florida lancelet), 833 nucleotides long. RefSeq lists its product as uncharacterized. NCBI's taxonomy places the organism in Eukaryota, Metazoa, Chordata, Leptocardii, Amphioxiformes, Branchiostomatidae. Bases 188 to 763 code for a protein of 191 amino acids. The record is from RefSeq and is a predicted model, not a curated record. The transcript is spliced from 4 exons.
UCUUGGCAAAGGUAACAAGGGCCUACACAAUGAUGAUCAAAGCUCAACUAGUCUGAUCAACAGUUCUGUUUACUGAACGUCAACCUUUUACCUUUAUACCCACAAAACAAUCACUAAAAAAUUAAAUCCCCCGCUAGGACAGGUUGUUGUUUCUUUCACGAAGUCAGUCCAGUAUUAUAUUUUUGACAUGAUGUUGAAUGGCAUAGCUGUUGUCGUUGUGUGUGUAUCAUUGGUGGUGGGCGUGAGUUCGGUAGUACCCGUAUCUGACAUAGAGAACUGCCGCUACACUGGAGCAGACGGGAAUGUGUAUGAUCUCUCUCCGCUCAUAGCAAAGAAUGGUGCGUAUGUAUUUGAUACCCGGUCCUACAAUAUCAACGGCUACAACAUCCUGUCCCCCGAGGAGAGCGGCCUGACCGAGUCUAAGUACACCUACCACCUGCAGAUCUGCCGGAACGUCACCAACCCGCCGCAGGGCUGUAAGGGCAGCUCGCCGAUCUUCAGGGUCGAUAUUGGUCUACACUGUGCCUCCCUUGGGAACAUUGAUGCCGCCAUAUUUGAGAUCAACCCACUGCCGAGGAACGACGGUGUGCACCUGCUGUAUUACCAUGGCGACCUGGUUGACGGAAGUCGUCUGCAGCGGUACCACUCCUCCAUCUACUUCGUGUGUAACAACAGGACGGAAAUCGGGCCUCUGUUCGAGCAUCAGACAGACUUCUAUCAGAGUCACUUCGUCUUCCAGACCAUACAUGCUUGCAGGCCAUAAACACACGUAAUUAUAACACUGUACGUGUUAUAAUUACGUGACAAGGAAGUCUUGGUUUUGAAACCUUUUU